AUGGAUUCAUCACCGUCGAGGUUGUCUUUGGGUCCUGCCACUGGCAUGAAGCGCCCGGCGUCGUUGUUGCCUGCCUUCGAACCUUUGAGCUCAUCCCCCUCUCUUCCUCGGCCCCAGAAGCGUGUGGCACGCGAACCAGCCGUCACCUAUCCCACUCCGGUACCAACCUCGUCAACCAAUAUCAUGUCGUCCUCGCCACCAGGAAUCUCGACGCGUCGUACCUUCUCAUCUGCCUCCGAACGGGCUCCCUUGUCCGCCGUCCCCACCCUUAUGCUACCUGAAAAUGGAGAACCCAUCCUCAUGGGUCGGUCGAGUGCCUCCUGCCACCACCAGCUUGCCGCUAGCCGGAUGAUCUCUCGUGUCCACGUCAAGGCCACAUACAAACCCGCACCGAACCCUUUUGAUCGGGAUAGAGUCGAAAUUAUGUGCAUCGGUUGGAAUGGCAUCAAGAUCCACUGCCAGGGCAAGAAAUAUGAUUUGGCCAAGGGCAAGACAUUUACAUCCGAUAUCAAGGAUGCGGACAUCAUGAUUGACGUGCACGAGGCUCGGGUUUUGGUGCAAUGGCCUCGUAAUGAAGCUGACAGAAAAGACUGCCCAUCCACUGAUUCAGAACAAACUUGGGACGAACUUGAAGGCACACCUACUCAGAAGACUCAUUCUCGAAGAGUAUUGCAGGAUAGUCCCUUCCCUCAAAACCAGCGAUUGGCUUCUCCCGUCUCCCCGUCCCCAGCGGUGCAACGAACCCUACCCCCAUCGUCCCCGAUUUUCACACCCUCCCGUUCUCGUGCUGCUGUUGUGGUAUAUGAGGAUGGACCGUCCCCACUGAAACGUCAUAAUACCAUUAUUGGUCUCACCUCCCAAAGUGCCCGACGUGCCAGUGCUAUCCUCCAAAGCGACCUGAGUAGGCCCGAGGAAGACUCGGACAAUGAUGAAGAGAAUGACCCCAUUGUGCACUCCUUCGGACCAUUUGGCGACAAUCUGCUUCCUCGACUGGCUGCGUUCCACGCAGAUGAUUCGCCUAUUCGUUCUGCAAGGCCCCCACGCAGCUUGCUGCCAGCACAACCCCUACAGCCCACUCUCUCCCCUAGACAAUCCGCCAAGGUCCAAGAGACCCGUGAGUCCACACCCAUCAAGGAAAGGUCUCAGCAAGAAGAGGAAGGCUUCGAGCGCGUUCGUAAUCAUGCUGUGAACCAAUUGGCUUUCUCCCGACUCUCUUCGACACCCUUCUCAACCAUCUUGAACAACCUCCCCCCUUCAUUCUGGAGAUCCAGUUCAAGUGGCUCUGGUCCAUCUCGCGCUGAUAUUCGAUUCAUCCUUGAAACCACAAAAUGUAUUGGCAAAGUGGCCCGUGAAGGCAAGGAUGCCGCUGGCAAGGCCCUUGAAAGCGAAUUCUAUUAUGUACCGGAUGACGACGACGAUGACAUGCGCCGCGAGACCGUGGUGAAUAAUUUGCGCAAACCUGGUCUUCGCAAUUGCCGUAAGCAACACAAGCAAUACUUCUGGCGCAAGCCCAAAUAA
Messenger RNA from Penicillium verhagenii, 1518 nucleotides. RefSeq names its product putative transcription factor Tos4 (gene fhdA). NCBI's taxonomy places the organism in Eukaryota, Fungi, Ascomycota, Eurotiomycetes, Eurotiales, Aspergillaceae. Gene Ontology annotation, molecular function: protein binding. The transcript is spliced from 2 exons. The coding region runs from base 1 to 1518 and encodes 505 amino acids. The record is from RefSeq and is a predicted model, not a curated record.